UGAGCUCCACGUCACGCGGUUUCUCCCGUGGACAUGGACGUGGACAGGUUUCUGUCUCGUAUCGGGUUCUCGGGUCCUGCACAGGAGCCCAGCCUGGAGCUGCUCCGCUCGGUCCACACCUGCCACCUGCUCUCGGUUCCGUUUGAGAACCUGACGGUCCACAGUGGCGGACGGGUCCAGCUCCAAGCCCCCCUCCUGUACGACAAGAUCGUGACCCGGCGCCGAGGGGGGUUCUGCUUCGAGAACAACUCCCUGUUCUCCUGGUUCCUGACCCGGCUGGGCUUCCACGUGACCCUGCUCUCCGCUCAGGUGAGGAGUCCGAACACGGGUCGCUACGGACCCCCCUUUGACCACCUGAUCCUGAUGGUCACCUUGGAGGGGGGGCGGUGGCUGUGCGACGUCGGGUUCGGAGUUCCGGGCUUUUGGUCCCCUCUGUCACUGGAGACCAGCGCCCCCCAGGAGCAGGGCCACCGGGUUUACCGGGUCAGGAGGACCACGGGGAUGCUCUUUGUGGAGUGGCAGAAGGAGGGAGGGGGCCCAGCUGGAGACUGGACAGAGAUCUACAAGUUCACCCUUGAACCUCGGCGUCUGGAGGACUUCAGGGAGAUGUGUUUGUACCACCAGAGUUCUCCGUGCUCCAUUUUCUUCUGCAAGUCCCUGUGCACGCUGCUAAAACCAGGAGGAAGGGUCACCUACAUUGGUCACAGGUUGAUCACCACCACUUUCCCAUCGGAGGCGACAGGUUUGGUAGAAACGAGCCGGGACCUUGAAGACGAGGAGAUCCCUGAGGUUUUAAAAGAACAUUUUGGAAUCGAACUCCCGUCUCCUCUUCGGCCAAAGGAUGAGGCUGUGACUCUACCACCAGUUGUGUACUGAUCUUCUGAACAACCCGAGAUGAUUUAAAGUAGUGACCGAGCCACUUGAAAUAAAGUAUUUGUCAUAA
Messenger RNA from Nematolebias whitei (Rio pearlfish), 943 nucleotides. RefSeq names its product arylamine N-acetyltransferase, pineal gland isozyme NAT-3-like. The transcript has a single exon. Lineage: Eukaryota; Metazoa; Chordata; Actinopteri; Cyprinodontiformes; Rivulidae. Gene Ontology annotation, molecular function: acetyltransferase activity. Bases 34 to 876 code for a protein of 280 amino acids. The record is from RefSeq and is a predicted model, not a curated record.